UCGGCAGGCACCACUGGGAGCGCAGGGCUUCUUGCAGCCUCUUCUCCCCGCAGGUUUCACUCCACUUCGCCAUCGCGGUCCCCGGUUCCUGGUCGCCUCCCGCUGUCCCUCUGAACCCACGGGUAGUAGGAUGGCUGUGGCGCCUCCGAGUUGCUGUUUGGUGGCCUUUCCGCCCCGUGCCAAGGACGGUCUGGUCGUGUUUGGAAAAAAUUCUGCUCGGCCCAGGGACGAAGUGCAGGAGGUUGUGUAUUUCCCGGCUGCCGAUCAUGAACCCCAGAGCAAGGUGCAGUGUACUUAUAUUUCAAUCGACCAAGUUCCCAGGAGUCAUGCUAUUGUGAUAAGCAGACCUGCCUGGCUUUGGGGGGCAGAAAUGGGAGCCAAUGAACAUGGAGUGUGCAUAGCCAACGAAGCCAUCAAUGCCAGAGAACCGGCUGCAGAGACGGAAGCCCUGCUGGGGAUGGACCUGGUCAGGCUUGGUUUGGAAAGAGGGUCAACAGCUAAAGAAGCCUUAGACAUCAUCGUCGCCUUGUUGGAAGAACACGGACAAGGUGGGAAUUAUUAUGAAGAUGCAGACUCCUGCCAUAGCUUCCAAAGUGCAUAUCUGAUUGUGGAUCGUGACGAGGCCUGGGUGCUGGAGACCGUGGGGAGGUACUGGGCUGCUGAGAAAACCACAGAGGGAGUCAAGUGCAUUUGCAAUCAGCUUUCACUCACCACCAAGAUUGAUGCAGAGCAUCCCGAACUCAGGAGUUAUGCUCAGAGUCAAGGUUGGUGGACGGGAGAGGAUGAGUUCAAUUUUUCCGAAGCUUUUUCUCCAGCUGAUGAGCAUCUAGACUGCUGUGCAGGCAAAGACAGCUUAGAAAAGCAAGAAGAAAGCAUCACUGUGCAGACUAUGAUUGACGUCUUACGGGACAAAGCCAGUGGAGUCUGUAUAGACUCCGAGUCUUUCCUCACGACAGCCAGUAUAGUAUCCGUCCUGCCUCAGAAUCGAAGCUCGCCCUGCAUUCACUACUUCACUGGGACCCCAGAUCCUUCCAGGUCCAUAUUUAAGCCUUUCAUCUUUGUCGGUGAUAUAAAACUUGUCCCCAAAGCACAGUCUCCCUGUUUCGGGGACGAUGACCCUGCCAAAAAGGAGCCCCGGUUCCAGGAGAAACCAGACCGCCGGCAUGAGCUGUAUAAGGCCCAUGAGUGGGCACGUGCUGUCAUCGCAAAUGACCAGGAGCAAGGUCGCCAGCUGAGGAAGACCAUGCUGGAGCUAGAGAAGCAGGGCCUGGCAGCCAUGGAAGAAAUCCUGAGCAGCUCUGACCCCCUGGACCCCACAGAAGUGGGGGAUCUUUUCUAUGACUGUGUUGACACAGAGAUUAAGUUCUUUAAGUGAAGUAAGCAUUCCCUUCCCCUUCUUAUUGAAAAUUUCCCACCUUACUAAAUUACCAGCAAAACAAACCACCCUCCUGUUGGAGUAAAAUGAGAAAGUUCUGAUGUGGUCUCCUUGUCUGAAGCCAAAUCCAACUGUUAACUUGUGUUCUGCCUCGAAUCUCAAAACGUCCCCUUUUUCUGCAAUGUAGGUCCCCUUCCUUUGCAGUGUGACAUGUAUCUCCUUCGCCUGUUGUUCGAAUGUAUGACUAAUUGUGGAUUUUAAGCUGCUAUUAUUGUAUUUCAGUGACAAUGGACACGUUAGCCUUUUCCCGGGGGGACUGGAGUGCACCAAGCCUUGCAAGGCGGGUUCCACAGCGCCGAGUUUGUGGGGAAAGCAAAAUCUUUUGAAGUCUUAGUCUCUCUCUGGGGACUGGUUUCUUUCAGGUUAACAGAAGGCAUUUAUUUCUGUCUGGCCCGGGGCUCUCGUGUGCGUCCGGAGGGAGGAGCCCCUGGCCUCUCUCUACUACAGGGUGUGCCUAUACUGCCGCAUGACUCCAGAUGUGUCUUCUGAGGGCCAGAAGCAAAGGGAAGGAAAACGGGCUCCUCUCCCGUCCCAGCGCCUUCCCCACUCCCAUGACCCUAAAGAGCCCGUCUUCCGUGCACUGUGUUUGUGUGCUGUGGACCCACAGACUGCUUUCACGAGCGGGAGAGCUGGUCACCUGUGUUAGCUGGAACCUGCCCGCCUUAGAGAUGCACAGGCUGUCCUGCUGGGGACCUUUUCGAGUGACUAUGUGGCUCUGCCCAAAACACACGUGACCCUCCAACCCCUCCAUUCCCUGCACGGCAGCACUCCCACCACACUGUUGCUGGCUUGCGUAGAAACGAUUCCCGGCCUGGCUACCGCCAUCUCGUUUAGGAUUAAUGAAAUGGCCCCGUGGCAUAGUUCCACCCCACAAAGCUGUGACUCUCUCAGCAAGUGAGGGAAAGGAAAGGAGAAACUUUCGACUAUUUAGAUCCUAGGUAAAGUAGCUGGAAUCUAAGCAGCCACAACAUUAUCUCAGCAGAGAUUUGAAUUCAACUGAUUUGUUCCCAACGUCGUGUUCCCGGGAAGGAUUUGACUUACCACCCAAGCAUAGAAAAGCGUGUAAGGAAGACCAGAUGGACUCAGCAUUGGAAAGACAGAGGGCAAGAAGGCGACAGAUGGAUGUAGAAGCAUUUCACUCCAGGGUAACAGUCCAGCCCCCACUCCGCCUGCCCGGCCAUUUAUAUCCCACAAAGCUGUGUAGGAGGCACCCGGCUUUCUGUGGGCCUUCGCUGUAUCCCUCCUGCCCCGUGUGUCCCAGCAGCUGCCUUCAGACUAGUAGAUGAGUUGGACAAGUGGGGGAGGGGCUGAUGUCUGCUACUGAAACUCUGAACCACACUUGAAAUGGAAGGGGGCCAGAGAUGAUUAACGGAGGGUAUGUUAAUAUACCAGCGAGUGGCAGAACAGCAGCUCAAUUACUCCCCGUGACUCUCCCCUGGCAGCCGUGUAUGCUAGGCCGUGAGAGCUGGAAGGGACUUGGGCCCCAUACACAGAUGCGAUCACAGGUUUUAUGGGAACGAAUCUUUUUUUCUACUGACUCUCUUUUAAGAGUGUAGGCAGAAGAGCACCGUAAGCUUUUUGCCCAGCAGUUUUGUAAGUUCUGCAUGUAAAGUCACCAACUAUAAUACAAGUGGUGAGAGGUGGGAAAAAUAUUUAAGCUGCCUUCAGACUAGUAGGUGAGUUAACAGCAACCAUUCGUGGUGGCUUGUACUUGCUGAGAGUUUUGUCCAGGUUUGGCCUGGGCUUUCACUGUCAAUGCACUUAGGGUCUCCUCUGAGAUGGAGUGGCCAUUCUGAGAGUACCUGUCUACAGCUGCUAAGGGGCGAAAGGGGAAGUUUGAGAAUGAUGUCGGUACCUCACCUGCUGAGUGGUUAUUUAAAACAAGAUGAUAUAGAAAACCACUCUAAAAUUUCACCACGUGGUCUCACCUCCACUUACUAUGGAAACAUUUCAUCGGAUCUGACAUGGCUGUGAUGCCCAAGGUGAUUUGGGGUUUGACCAAAAGGAAUCUAGUGAGAAUAAAUUACACAGAAGCCUGUUUUCAAUUAUGAUGGGUCAAACAAAGGUCACGGAUAACCCAGCCAGCCUUAUGCCAUUACCCAGCCAUUGUGCAGUGGGAAACCCAGUGGCAACUUCUGUUAGAGCACACUGACCUUAGUCCAGCACGUCAGAGAAGGGCCAACCCCAACUGAGAGUUGUCUUGGCUAAGGCUGUACAUCACAACUGUGAUCUCCCUGUGUGACCACUAGAGGGUGUGGCAGCCCCCCCAUGGCACAGCCUGGCAGAAGCGAAGUGGGGCUGGGAUGCUUCCCUCAGGCUCAGAGGUGGUCUCUGUACAGUCAUUCAUGAGUAAAAGCAGUGGACAGACUUCCAUGCAUUGGGAUGCAUGGAAGAAAGACAAGAAGAGAGCAAAGACUCUGUUGACGUGGUUGUACUCACUUCUAGUGACUUUUAUAUACGUAUAUUAACAGCUUGAAAUAUGUUGGAUUUUGAGCAGGCUGUUGUUGGGGGCAAUGUUUGUUUUUAAGUGCUCCUAACAGACUCUGCUUUGGAAAAAUGCUCACCGUCACGUAGAUAAGUUCUUGACCAGUGACUGCUUUCCUAAAGGUAAUAUGGAGAAAAUGAAUAUUCAAGAUGAACUGUGAAAAUAACGUUUAAAGGUCACUGUGUAAAUAGCUUCCUAAAAUACCAUUUGUGUAUCCGUUAAGACUUGGGGGAGGGGAGUGCUGUGCAAGUUUUGUGCAGAAAGGAGAUACGGCCAUAAAGGACAGAAUCUCUCCCCAACUCCCGUACCCCGUAACCAUACAUAAGCUAGUUAGUCUCGUCUAGUAGAAGGGAGUUACCAUAGAGGAAGACACCCUCAUACUCUAAGGGAAGAGGGGGAGGUGCAGACACUCCAGUAAAGGUACAUUAACAAAGCAGAAGUAGUACUCUCACUCCUGGAGGUGGUUUGGAACUUUAGAUAGAAUAAGGGCAUACGUGAAGUUAUGGUGAUUCUUUAGUGCCCAAUAACAUAAGACACAGUGUUAUUAUUAUUAGUAGAGUCCUUCUUACAAACCGUCUAACAGAGCAGGUGUAUACCUAUUAGAUGUUAGCAGUGAGGUUCCUUCACUAUUGGGUGAAUCAUUAGAUAUAAAAUACUAUCAAGCAGGCAAACUACUUUGCUCCCGAACUGAUGUCAUUCCACAUUGAUACAGGUGUGACACAGCUCUGGCUGGCCCAGCAGGAAAGCCUAGCCAGGACCAGUAUGUCUGUUAUGAAACCACUAACUGUAUUCUUCCCUGAAGAGCAGUGAAGCCAUUUAUGGGGACGGUCUUCAGCUGAACUCUGAGCUUUGGGAAGGAAACACGGGGAACAAAGAGGGAGGGGAACCUACCUAUCUGGCCAUUCUUAUGUGGAGGGGGAGAAGGAGUGGCAGGUCACAGGCACAUGCUGUCCCGGCGGUCCCUUGUGCUUCCCUGUAGCUGUGGCAUUUCAUUCCACGGGGCCCUAAGUCCCAGCUCCCCUCCUGUGGUUUGUGUCAAAUGUGCUUUAUCUAAUUGACUUCAAACAUCCUGAAAUGUCACAUGCAGAUUUCUUGUGGGAACAAAUACGUACAAGUACAUGUUUGCUGUCAUGUUGUGAGAAGGAAAUUAAAUGUGUGAGCUAGAAACCGCUAUUGGAAUACGAAAAGGUAAAAUCUUUGUUUCCUGCAGUAGGAACUGACUGUAGUCAUAAUAGCCUUUUGUACAAAGACCGACAAACCAGGUAACUUCCCAUCCAGUGCUUACCCUUGGAACUGUCUCUAAACACAUCAAGCAUACAAUAAAAAGUGCUGAAAUGAA
Molecule: messenger RNA, 5259 nt
Organism: Rhinolophus ferrumequinum (greater horseshoe bat)
Lineage: Eukaryota; Metazoa; Chordata; Mammalia; Chiroptera; Rhinolophidae
Gene: SCRN1
Product: secernin 1
Exons: 8
Coding region: 131-1375 (414 amino acids)
Biological process (GO): proteolysis
Molecular function (GO): cysteine-type exopeptidase activity; dipeptidase activity
Source: RefSeq, a predicted model, not a curated record